This is a messenger RNA of Cyphellophora europaea CBS 101466, 1092 nucleotides long. RefSeq lists its product as uncharacterized. Gene Ontology annotation, cellular component: cytosol. Lineage: Eukaryota; Fungi; Ascomycota; Eurotiomycetes; Chaetothyriales; Cyphellophoraceae. The record is from RefSeq and is a predicted model, not a curated record. Gene Ontology annotation, biological process: purine nucleoside catabolic process. Gene Ontology annotation, molecular function: purine nucleosidase activity. The transcript has 3 exons. The coding region runs from base 1 to 1092 and encodes 363 amino acids.
AUGGUGGCUCUUCCCAUGGACAAGGUCCCUUUGUGGCUUGACUGCGAUCCUGGGCACGACGAUGCCUGCGCCAUCCUGCUCGCUGCGUACCACCCGAAGUUGCAUCUUCUGGGAAUCAGCACUGUCUAUGGGAAUGCACCUCUGACCAAGACCACCAACAAUGCGCUGGCCGUACUGGAGGCUAUCGGCAAGCCGGACAUCGCCGUUAUUCCCGGCGCGGCCAGGCCCUUCUGCCGACUGCAUCGUGCGGCGCAGGAGAUCCACGGUGAAAGCGGACUCGAUGGCACAGACUUGCUCCCCAAACCCCAGCGGAGACCGCUCGGCCACCUGAAUGCGGUCAAAGAAAUGAGAGACUCUUUGAUGGCGUGCCCUCCAAACACUGCCUGGAUCGUGGUGACAGGAACUUUGACCAACUUGGCGCUACUUAUGGCAACAUUCCCAGAAGUUGCGCACCACGUCAAGGGUGUCAGCAUCAUGGGAGGUGCUAUCGGCGAUGGCUUUGCCCCGGUUUCAAUGGGAACAGACUACACCGAUGCAGAAGGUCGCACGCGCAAGAGAAUUGGCAACUACUCUCCAUUCGCUGAGUUCAAUAUUUGGUGCGAUCCAGAAGCGUCCCAGAGCGUCUUCCAAAACCCAGCCCUAAAGAAUAAGACUUACCUCAUACCGCUCGAUGUAACGCACCAGGCAUAUGCCGGCAAGAGUGUCCAAGACAUGCUUCUCAACGGUAAGAACAAUCGUGGUGGGCAGCCAACACGAGUGCGCAGGAUGUAUAAUGAGCUGCUCAUGUUCUUUGCCGAGACUUACCACAACGUUUUUGGCUUGAGCGAGGGACCACCUUUGCAUGACCCGCUGGCCGUUGCCGUCCUUCUGUGGGACUUUCCUGAAGACAUAAGCCGGAUAAUGUUCGACGAUAGAGGUGGUGAGAGGUGGGACAUCAAUAUUAUCACCGAGGGCGAGCAGGUCGGCCGGACAGUCGCGGUACCGGCAAAGGAAGGAUGUGUGAUACCACGUUCCCUGGAUCUCGAAAAGUUUUGGCACGUGUUGGAAGACUGCAUGGACAGGGCGGAUGAGCAAACAGGGCGGCGGGUGUAG